Molecule: messenger RNA, 4518 nt
Organism: Acanthosepion pharaonis
Lineage: Eukaryota; Metazoa; Mollusca; Cephalopoda; Sepiida; Sepiidae
Source: the annotation of a GenBank genome assembly
AUGGUGGAACCCCGAGGUGGCGAUGUGCCACACCUUAAAAAGGAAAACCCUACACCGGAUCCUUAUGAAUUUAAUGCCAAAGUGGAAGACGGAUUCGGAAUACCUAUUAAAAAGAUAAAAGUAGAAAAGGUUGAAGCUGCCUGCUCUCCAAUGCAGCCUGAAGUGCAUGAUAUUGGGAUAGACACCUGUAGUGUUGGAGUUAUUACAGAACCAGAGUGCCUUGGGCCUUGUGAACCAGGGACCAGUGUUACACUUGAAGGCAUAGUGUGGCAUGAAACAGAAAAUGGAGUGCUUGUAAUCAACGUAACGUGGAGAGGGAAGACUUACGUUGGAACCCUCUUGGAUGCUACCAAACAUGACUGGGCUCCCCCAAGAUUCAACUGUGACUCCCCUGUAAGUGACCUCGAAUCAAGAACACCGAAGGGACGUGGAAAACGGGGACGGGGCAACACUGCUACACCCGUCAACGAACGUGUGAAUAGCAAUAAUAGCAACAACAGCAACAGCAGCAACGCCAACAACAGCAACAACAACAGCAACAAUGAGGGUCGCAAAUUGAGGAAAGGUCGGAGAUGUGGUGGCAAUAGUUUCCAAGCCCCACCCAGCCCUGCCAAGCCAGAGCAUGACCGUAGCAGUUCCUUAAAACGGAAAGGGCGGCCCUCUGAUUUGGAUCUCUCUGUUCCUCCCGACUCAUCCAAAGGUAGUAAACGAUGUCGUUCAAGCUCUAGAGGUGCCACAGCUGCCUCCAACACCACCAAUAACCAGAACUCCAAUACAUCAUCUACAGGCAGCAUUGGUACUACAGUGACAAUUGUUAGUAGCAAUGGUUCCACCCCAGGAGAAAGUACAUCUCCUGGACUUCUAACUUGUCCAGAAGCCAACUGCAACAAACAGUACAAACACAUCAAUGGUCUACGCUACCAUCAGUCACAUGCACAUCACAGUGCCAUGCUCCAAGCACAAGAAGCUGAGGAAAAUCUCCGCGACGACAAUGCUGCAAGCAUGGAGGAGAAUGCUACUGAUGAAGAAAUUGCCAGGGUUCGGAAAGAUGAGCCUGCUGAAAUGUCUGCUGGAAAGGCAAGUCGUAAAGACAAAAUCAAAGAGGAAUCAAUGAGUGAUGAUAACAUUGCUGCAGAUUGUUCGCUUUCUACAGAGCAACAGUCUGACACUGGUCUGUGUCCUCCCAGCUCAACAGAUGAUAGUGAUGCUCAGAAAUGUGCCCCAGAAAAGCUGCCUGCCAUAAAAAUUGAGCCAUCUGUGGAGGGUCUGAAAACUGAGAAGGUAACAAUAAAGACUGAACAUCCUUCAAGUUGUUCAGGUCCAAUUCCUCCAUCAGCUCCUGGCCAUUCGGUCAGUAGUGUGUCCAAACAAUCUCUAACCACCCAAAUUUAUCAAUUGGCAGCUGCUCCUAUGGGCUGCCUUGGCUCUGGGAGCGUUGCUAUGGUAACACAAACUAACUGCCAAAUUAACCCUCUUACAACAGUGACAACAUCAUCGGCUAGCAGUCCUGUGAGUAGCCAGUCCCUGCCAAUCCCUGUCUCAGCCAUGGGACCAAUAUCCCAUGUUUCUGAAUCCGAUAAGGGUAUCAAAACUGAUAAAUCAUCUGUGCUAGAUAAAUCAAAAGUGAAAACACCAACACGACCCAUUGUUCCAGCCCCAACUCCUCAAGUUGUGGCUUUUGCAGGUGGUGUUGGCUCCAACCAUACCAGCCUGACUUCAGUUCCUAGCACACACACUCAGGUAUCUCCUUCUCUUAAACCCAUCCAACCCAAGCCAACAAUUCUUGGUGAACCCAUGAACAUUAACCCAGCUCUUGUUGGACUCAAAGACAAAAAAGCCAAGCAGAAAAAGAAAUGUAAAGAAAAAGAUGGAAUCAAACCUGGAGAACUUGGUCCAAUGAAGGGUGACAUUCCCAAAUAUGAACGGACAGCUGUGAUCAAAGCAGUGGCUUCUCCUCCAAAGCCUGGAAUGGAGUUGUUACAGAAAAAAGAAGGUGGCAGCUUAAUGGAACCACCCCACCUAACCUCUGACCUGUCCCGGCCUGGUGCAGGCACUUUAGGCUGUGGUAAUUCUGUGAUCGCCUCUUCGCAGGUGUCACCAAAAUCUGUUGAUCCAAGCCACAUGGCUCGUAUGGCACAACCUCCUGGUCUCCUCAAAGUUGGCCCCUCAGGUUUGCUUUCAACUCCUGAGAGAAAAACACCAGUCAAUGACGAUGUCCAAAGUCCAGCUUAUUCAGACAUCUCUGAUGCAAAUGAAUCAGGCUCACCAAGUCAGGGUGAUACUCCUGUCAAGGGCAAAGAGGAAUCAUCUUCAUCUCGUAAGCAAGAGAAACAUGCCAAUCAGAAUCCCUCCGACCAGGCAGCUGCUCCUGUGCCACACUACAGCAUGUAUGGCUACUAUGGUCAAUCAUCAUAUCUUAUGCCAAAUGUGUCACAAGCCUCAUCACCUCAUGUCAGCCAGAGUGGCAGCUCUGUUAGCAACAGCAGUAGUGGCACAACAGUAAGCAACCACAAAACACCAGGCUCUGUGAAAGGAGAUCACUCAUCAUCUUCAAAUUCUAGCAAUGCUACUUCUGCUGCCUCCAGCCAUGAUGAGAAAGUGAGCAUCUCCAUUGAUGAAGGUAGCAAGAUGAUUGAAGAGAAGAAAAUCAAAGAAGAAAAAGAAGAUCCCAAACAUAAAGAGGGAGCUCCACCAGGUGGUGGAGGUGGCACUGGUGGGCCAAGUGGUGGUGCCAGUGGACCAGGCCUGCCUCCGCCCGACUAUCCACAAAAAUUGUAUUCCCCGUACUACUGGCACCAACACAAUACCUACCAGUACCCAUAUGGUUAUAUGGAACCAUACUCUAUGCAUUUGGUCCCCCCUCAGUACAGGCCGUAUGACAAAGUCCUUGAGGACCAAAAACGUCUUCAGCAACAUCAUCAAGGCAAAGAUGUUGAGCCAGUCAAGAAACCAGGAGAUUACCACUCCAAAUCUGGCUUGCCUGAUGAAUCAAAAGGCCCUCCACAUUCAGACUUACCACCCAAUAUGCGUUCAAUAAAGUCCAACUCGCAUGGUAUUGCCUUGAAACCAACACCAGCUGACAAAAUGACUGACAGUCACAAACUCACUUCAGAAAAGUCCCUUGAGCGGGACCGAGAACAAGCACUCAGGGAGAAACAGAAUGAAAAUCACCAAAUCUUAAAAGAGAGCAUUGAGCUCAAACCCCAAAUGGACAAAUCCCGAUAUGAAAUGUCCAGUUUGGAGGCCUACAGGAUCCAUGAUGACAUGCGCCACAGUGAGGAAAUUCAGCGCUAUUAUAUGUUCAACCAACAAAAACUUAUUGGACAAGAGAAACACAAAAUGGACUUUGCUUCCAAGGCAGACAUGCAGUCUAUGGAAUCUAUGAUUCCUAAAAGUUCUAGCCACAAAUCUCUAGAACAUGGUCGAAUGCUUCCAGAAGACAUUCAUGUCAGGGACACUAGUAGUAGUAGUACUGGUAGUAGUGGUACUGGUUCAAGUAGCCACAAUCCUUCCAAACGGGAUCUCUCAGACAAUAAGAGCAAAGAGGUUGUACGUGAUAUGAAUGCUGUGGGUAAGUCAAUGUCAUCAGACAUGAAAGGCGAUGAAAAGCAGCGAAUGAUGAUGAUGGAUAGAAUGCGUAGCCCUGCUGACAGCCAAAAACUAAAAGGCUCUUACUCAUCUUCUCUUAGUGCCAGUGGCAACAGUGGCAAUAGUAAUAACAGCAGCAGCAAUAUCUCUUCUUCACCCAGCACCAACAGUAGCUCCAGCUCUAGCAAUACGACGACGACAACAGCCACGACAACGACAACAACUGUGGCAUCAGCUAGUUCAGCCAACUACCCUCAUUACUUGUCAUAUCCUUAUGUGCAAUCCCCAGCAUACAACCAGUUGCACUUUGACCCCUAUCGACCUUUCAAUCCUGUCCUAGGCUACCCAAACCCUCCCUAUUUACACCCCACACACCUGGCCUACCGUGUGAACCCUAAUGAGCCUGAAAAGGAUGAGAAGAACUCCAAUCCAUCAAAAACCUUGCUUAAUCAGCCUGUUAUUGGUGGAUCUGAAUUGGAAACUUUCAAAUCCGCAGAAGUUAUCCAUCAUUCAUCAUCAGCGCCAUAUUUUGGCGUGCACAAAAUGCAUGAACUGCAAGAGAAACCUCUGUCAUCACGGCCCUCUCCUUCCUCCUCUUCCAAUUGUCACUCCUCGCCACACACAAAAUCUUCAAUAUCUGAGACAUCAGUAUCACCAUCACCAAAUUUUGAAAAAAGCAGGGACUAUCAGAAUUCUCCCCCUACCCAGAGACAUGUUCACACACACCAUCAUACCCAUGUGGUUGGAACAACAUUUCCUCUUUACCCUCCAUUUACCAAUAACCCCACCAAUCCUCAAAAUGGAAUGUAUUUAUCACAGCUAGUGAGGAUAGAUGCAGCCAAAACUGGAAUGGGUACCUACUCAUUCUCUCUCUCUCUCUCUUUCUCUCUCUCUCUCUUUCACACAUCUGGUCUCAUUCCUAUCCUUUAA